CUAUCGUGAAGUCGGGUUUAAGAAGGGGAACCACCAGGUUCUUAUAUAUUGUACCGUUUAAAAAACUAGGAAGACAAAAACCGUCAGCAACUAUUACACAUUAUACACUAGAAACACGUUUUCAGCAGCGAUGCGUGAUGCGUGGUGCACUAGGUCUCUCAGUCUGUGUGUAUUGUACCUAUUGUACAAGCAGACAAGGUACGCUGUACAGUACAAACUGAACAAUACAAUACAAUACUGUUCGAAGAACAGGUUGCGAGUCGCCUUAAUCCUUGUCAGUUUAACAAGCUUCCAUAGGUACCUAACAGCUAGCAGCGCCAGGGAUUCCCGGGGAAAUGUACAUACAAUACUGUUCUCGAAAUCUAAGGGUACCUUAUCGACUUGGUAUUCCCCCGUACAACCUGUACCAUCCGUACUAAAAAAAAAAAAUUAGUAUUGAAAACCAGUGGAAGAAUCCCAAUCGAAGAAUUCUUUCAUCACGGUGAACCCAAAUGGAACAAAAGCGACAAGCUAACAAUGCAGCUAACUGGAACGGGCGGAGCGUCCCCCUCUCAUUG
This is a messenger RNA of Daldinia caldariorum, 557 nucleotides long. RefSeq lists its product as uncharacterized. The coding region runs from base 131 to 433 and encodes 100 amino acids. Lineage: Eukaryota; Fungi; Ascomycota; Sordariomycetes; Xylariales; Hypoxylaceae. The record is from RefSeq and is a predicted model, not a curated record. The transcript has a single exon.